UGACAAUUUUAUUUUGUUUUUUUUUUUUUGUUGCUUUAACCAUGAAAAUAAAUUGGCAGACGUUCCCAAAGUUAUUUGUCGUAUUACCUGUACUGCACUACGCGCUCUCGUUGUUUAUGCAAUCCGAAUCCGAGGAGCACAACCGCAGAAAGGAGCAGGAAAAAGCGAAUGCAAAGGAUGUGAAUAUUGCGCGCUUAAUCGAAAAUGUUGAACAGAAAUAGUACGCCGAGUGUGACACCCUGUAUAAAGAAUUGCAAAACUUUUUUUUGUUGCGGCAAGGAAGUAAAUGCACACAAAUUACCCCCAGCCAAAAAGUUAUCGACAAGCCUGGACGACGACAGCAACAAAAACGAAACGAAACGGAAGCAGCAGUCAAGGUGCAAAGCAAAAUCAUUACACCUGUUCCUGGACGCGGCUAGUGGCCAGUGUGAGUGAGUGUAGAAAGCGUAGAAAUCGAGCCGAGGACCAGGACAAGGAUGGUGCCGAGACACAAAACGCUAACAAAAUUUUCGAUAAUGCAAAGGGGUGAGCAGCGCGUGCAGCCGAUGCAAAUGCCGCAGCUAGUGUCUUUUGGCUAGGGUUCAAUUUUUGGGCAUUGGUCACGCUGCACUUGCCACGCUGCCACGAAGCCCUGUUGCAUGUUGCAGGCGACACAAAUACAAACAAUUCGCUAUCAAAAUUAAUAAAAAUAAAUACGCUGCGCUCUGCUGCGCUCUGCUGCGCUGCCGUUAAUGAGCACGCAGCCAAAUUGUGAUAUGCAUCUGCAACUGGUCGAGAUGCAGCUGCAACGAGCUGCAGUUACAGUUAUAGUUGCAUCAAGGAUUUGCACGAAAGUGCAUUUUAAUUGUUGCAUUUUGACCUGCCCGGCUAUUUCAUUUCAGAAUACGCUUUCAGAUCAAUUUAUUUAAAUUUUAUUGAUAUCAUUAGCACACUCUUUAACUUGGUUCACUUUGCUGCACCUGCUGGCCUUCAUGGCUGAAAGGUUUCGUUAGAAUAAAUGGCCCAAAGGGGUUAGUUUGGUUUGGA
Drosophila montana is the source of this 1026-nucleotide messenger RNA. RefSeq lists its product as uncharacterized. The transcript has 2 exons. The record is from RefSeq and is a predicted model, not a curated record. NCBI's taxonomy places the organism in Eukaryota, Metazoa, Arthropoda, Insecta, Diptera, Drosophilidae. The coding region runs from base 42 to 221 and encodes 59 amino acids.